Diospyros lotus (date-plum) is the source of this 2374-nucleotide messenger RNA. Its product is annotated as pollen receptor-like kinase 1. The transcript has 4 exons. The record is from RefSeq and is a predicted model, not a curated record. The coding region runs from base 116 to 2128 and encodes 670 amino acids. NCBI's taxonomy places the organism in Eukaryota, Viridiplantae, Streptophyta, Magnoliopsida, Ericales, Ebenaceae. Gene Ontology annotation, biological process: protein phosphorylation. Gene Ontology annotation, molecular function: protein binding; protein kinase activity; ATP binding.
AAAUCCCUCUGAUUUGCCCUCUGCCUCAAACUCCCAUCUCCGCCCUCUCCACCAUACUAUUCUUGGCAUCCAUCUUCCAUACCCACAAACCCUCCAUUCCUUUCCAAGCCUUUCUAUGUCCCCAAAUCCAUUCAACAACCAAUUAUUUUCCAAUCCUUGCGAAGCCCCUCUCUCUCGCUUGCCUCGCCGGCGCCGCGCACGCCACCGCCCCGGUGUGCGCACCGCCGGAAUACACACACACACACACAGAUAUAUAUUAAUGGCAUAUAAGCGGCCACUUUUUGUGGUCCUUGUUGUCUUCUGCUUGCAAGUCAUCCCUUCUUCCUGUAGAUCUGAGUCCGAAAUCCUCCUGGAAUUGAAGAAAUCUGUCGAAGGCAACAAUGCCGCUUUAUCAGGUUGGAACACCACUACGCCGCCUUGUUCCGGCGACAAGAGGAAUUGGGCCGGCAUUCUUUGCUCGCAAGGGCGUGUUUGGGGCCUGAAGCUGGAGAAUUUGGGACUUUCCGGCCACAUUAACCUCGAAGUUCUCCAGGAAUUGACUUCUCUGAAAGCCAUCAGUCUGAUGAAGAACGAGUUCACCGGCGGCUUGCCGAACCUGAGGAAGCUCGGCACGCUGAAGUCACUUUACCUGUCGGAUAACAAGUUCUCCGGCGAGAUUGAGGCCGACGCUUUUAUGGGCAUGGUGUCAUUGAAGAAGCUUCAUUUGGCGAACAAUAUGUUCACUGGUUCGAUCCCAUUGUCGCUGACGAUUCUGCCGAAGCUGGUGGAGUUGAGCCUCGAAGGGAACCGAUUCGAAGGGGAGAUUCCAGAUUUCAAGCUCAGCAUUAUGAGAUCUUUCAACGUAUCUAACAAUCAACUCGAAGGUCCCAUUCCUCCAAGCCUCGCCAAGCUUCAUGCCACCUCGUUUCAAGGCAAUGAAAAUCUUUGUGGAGGACCACUCCAACCAUGUCCGUCCAAGUCAGGGCUAACUGCGGCGACGAUCGUUGUGUUGGUGGCGGCCGUGCUGGCUGCUCUUGCAGUCAUAGCGGCGAUUUUUAUAAUCCUUAGGCGGCGUCAAGCACCCGCCGAAACACAUCCGGCUCCGGCGACAAUGCCGACACACCGAAAGGUAGCCUCGGGCGGCGGCGACUUGGACAAGAUGGAGCGUGGCGCAUCGAGUCCACAGCCGACAACCGCCGGCAAGCCGAAGGCGGAGAACGGCCCGAAGCUGACGUUUCUGAGGGACGACGCCGAGAAGUUCGAUCUCGGCGAGUUGCUGAAGGCGUCGGCCGAAGUUUUGGGGAGCGGGUACUUCGGAGCUUCUUACAAAACGGGCCUUCCGACGGGGAAAACCAAGGUGGUGAAGAGGUACAGGCACAUGAACAAUGUGGGAAGAGAAGAGUUUCAGGAGCACAUGAGAAGGCUGGGCAGGCUGAGCCACCCUAACUUGCUCCCCAUUUUGGCUUUCUACUAUAGGAAGGAGGAGAAGCUCUUGGUCACUGACCAUGUUGACAAUGUCAGCUUGGCCAUCCAUCUCCAUGGCAACCGAUCUCGUGGCCACACAAGCCCAGAUUGGCCAACCCGACUGAGAAUCAUCAAAGGGAUAGCCAAAGGUCUUCUCUAUCUCUACAACGAGCUGCCCAGCCUCGUCGCCCCACAUGGCCACCUCAAAUCUUCAAACGUUCUUCUCAACAAAUCCUUCGAGCCUCUCCUCACCGAUUACGGCCUCGUCCCAGUCGUCAACCAAGAACACGCCGAAAAACUCAUGGUCGCCCACAAAUCGCCGGAGUACCAGCAAACCAAACGGAUCACCAAGAAAACCGACGUCUGGAGCCUCGGAAUUAUCAUCUUGGAGACUCUAACCGGCAAGUUCCCGGCCAACUAUCUGCAACAAGAAGGGAAGGAGAGCGACCCCGACCUGGCGACGUGGGUGAACUCCGUUCUCCGGCAAGAAUCCUCCCCCGGCGAAGUGUUCGACAAAGACCUGAAGAAGACAAAGAAUUGUGAGGGUGAGAUGAUGAAGUUGCUGAAGAUAGGGCUUGCUUGCACGGAACCGGAUUUUGAGAAGAGGUGUGAUUUGAAGGAGGCUGUGGAGAAGAUUCAGGAAAUUGCAGAAGAUGACUUGUUAUCAAGCACUGGUUCAAGAUGAUGAUAUACAAAUACAUGUAUAUAUAUAUAUAUAUAUAUAUUUUUUUUCUUUUCUCCACGGAAUUAAGGUUGAUUUAUCUUCAAAAUUCAUGAUUAAAAAGGGUUUUUUCUUUUCAUUUUCUUGAUAUGAAAGUUAUGAACAGUUUUGGAAGUCCAGUUGGGGAUGGGAUGUUCAUUUUUCUGAUGUAAAUGUCUUUGUUUUUCUGGCAAGGGUUCAGUCAUCUCAAUGAUUGAACUUAUUGUAGAC